UUCUUAAAUUAGGGAUUAAGAAAAACACGAUAAGAUUAGUCAUUAAAUACUAAUAAGAAUUCGCAUUCCUUCAACUAAACCUUUCCAGAAAUAUUAGUAGCUUCCCAGUUCAAGAAACUGAACUUUUUUACUUAACCACAUAGUUCCUAAGUAUUCCUUUCCAAAUAAAUAAUGUUCCUAGCAAUCACAGGCUAUGCCUUAAUACAGAUCUGUUUUUAUUACACAGACAGACACACAUACUUUUUAUAGCACAGAAUAGUUAUUAUAUUUUUUCAAAAAAUGAAUUUGUUAAGGGCAUCAUCGUCGGGAAAAGUGGACCAUGUGCUGCCAAGCAAAUGGCAUGAGAAGCAUCCAAGCAUGGCAAGAGAUGUCGGUGCUGAUUUAUCUACAGCGCGCUCUACGCAAAUACGCUGUGUCAUACGUGUGCUGCAGGACUCGGUAGAUUGUGUGAAGAGUGCGCUCCUAUUGCCAAAACUGCUCAGGAGGCCGAGCAGUGUGGCAAAGAUCUUGCACGGCACCGAAUACCAGCCAGCCAUACGGCUGGUGGAGGACUACAUACGCCGGCGUGACAUUAUUGUGAAGGAGCAACGACAUCCGUUGAUGGAUCAUGGCAUGAUCAAGCUGAUUGACUACUUUCAGUGCCAUCCGGAUAUAUGCACACUGUUUCCCGACUAUCACAUGACACCGGAGGAUCGCAGGCUGCUGAUCGCCUUUGAGCAGCUGUUCGGCAUCUCUAAGCACCACUUGCAACGUAGCGCAAAGAAGGAGAUCAGCAAUGAGCAUGCGUUGCACAAGAUAUACCAAGAAAAUGAGCACAUCAAAGAUACCAUAAAGCACCUAAGGGCCUAUUUUGAAAGCCAAAAAUUGAAGCUGCGCUGGAAAAUGGCUGCAAAAGGCGCCUAUCUUCAAAAAUGCGAACUGAAGCUGGAAGAGAGGAAAAUGAAAAAUGUGUUGCGCAUGCAAAACGAAAGUGAAGCUUGCCAGCGCCAAAUCCAUGAGAAUCAGAAGAACAGCUUGGAAAAACAAAAACUGCUGGAGAUAGAGCUGGAAAAACUGCGUGUGGAAUACGAGAAUCAAACCAAGAGUAAUAUGCUGCUGGAGAAAUCGGCACGUGAAGAAAGAAACAAGCUGCAAAUCCAGUUAGAGGCCGCAAUAAAAAAAUACGAUCGCGUAAUCGGCGAAAAAAUGAUUGAGCAUUUGGAUUUGGAGAAUGAAUUGGUAGAGAAAAAAAAGUUGUUCGAUGCAUUUAUCCUGACCUACAAAGAAGAAGAAAAAGUUUACAAUAAUAUUGUUAUAAAACGCGAACAAGAAGAUGAACGCAAAAGGCAGCAAGCAAUCAUGUUGUACAGGAUGAAUCGAGCCGCACGCAAAAUUCAAAUCUAUUGGCGCGCAUGGCGCAAAUCGAUUCUUAAAAGAAGGCAUUAUCAAGCCGCUCGAUAUAGUAAGUUAUUGAGGACACAAAGGAAAAAGAAGUAGCUGUAAAGGACAAUGGAAGUUAUAUGCUAAAAUUAUCUAUUAAAUAUAUGCAUUGAGAUUGAACAAACAAUAAGCUUAGGAACGUUAUUUCAACUUGAUUCAAAUAAUAGUCCUAAGCUCAUUGUUAGUCAAACCAAAGACAGAUAUAAAUAAAUACAUUAAC
Messenger RNA from Drosophila novamexicana, 1639 nucleotides. Its product is annotated as dynein regulatory complex protein 9-like. Bases 280 to 1476 code for a protein of 398 amino acids. The record is from RefSeq and is a predicted model, not a curated record. Lineage: Eukaryota; Metazoa; Arthropoda; Insecta; Diptera; Drosophilidae. The transcript is spliced from 4 exons.